Molecule: messenger RNA, 417 nt
Organism: Guillardia theta CCMP2712
Lineage: Eukaryota; Cryptophyceae; Pyrenomonadales; Geminigeraceae
Exons: 1
Molecular function (GO): protein binding
Source: RefSeq, a predicted model, not a curated record
GGGGAGCAGGUGCUGCUGGAGAGCGGAGCUGAGAAGAACAUCAAGAGCAGAUGGGGUCAGACGCCGCUGGUGGAGGCGAUCUAUGCGAAGCAGCCGCACAUCGUGCAGGAGCUUCUGAGAGCUCAGUGCAAGCUGAUGCUGGACGACCCUGCCGCCGCCAUGUGCGACUAUGCCUCCCGCGGGGACGUCGAGAACCUCCGCAUCCUCCUCAGCAACAGGGUUGACCCCAACCUCGGGGACUACGACCGUCGCACCCCCCUGCACCUGGCGGCAGCGGAGGGGAACGACCGGGUGGUGGAGCUGCUCUUGUCAUUCUCGGCGGAGAUCAACAUCAAGGACAGGUGGGAAGGAACGCCGCUCAAGGACGCGGUGGUGAACGGCAAGACGGUCGUGGCCGAGCUGCUGCGAUCCAGAGGC